AUGUCGCGUAGGGUGAUCCUCAAAUCGCUUGGCUGGACCUCGCUGGUCACGGCCACAGGUGGCUCAGCUUUCUUACUGUCAAUCAAAACCACGGACAGCCAGAAACAAAACUCUCUACAACAGACGGCCUUGAGAAGGAAGCCCAACGGGGACAUAAUACCACCCACAUUUCCCAAGGUCAAAUCAAGAACACAACAGAUAGCAGAUCUGCGCAGAUCGUCCAGCACAGAUGCGUCAUUGUCACCCUCGUCGACACAGAACGACACCAUCUACGAUCUUCUGAUCAUCGGAGGCGGUGCUACUGGGACUGGAAUUGCACUUGAUGCAGCCACUCGAGGACUCAAAGUCGCCCUGGUCGAAAGGGAUGACUUCGCCUCAGGCACGUCGUCUAAGUCCACCAAGCUCGUCCACGGAGGAGUGAGAUACCUCGAGAAGGCAGUCUGGAACUUGGACUAUGGACAAUACAGUUUGGUGAAAGAGGCCCUGAGAGAACGAAAGUCCUUCUUAAACAACGCACCUCACCUUGCGUCGAGUCUCCCAAUACUUCUACCGAUCCAGAAGUGGUGGCAGGCGCCAUACUUCUGGGCCGGUACCAAAGCCUACGAUCUUUUGGCGGGAUCCCAGGGCCUAGAGAGCUCUUACUUCCUAAGCAGGAAACGAGCCUUGGAAACGUUUCCAAUGCUCAAAGAUGAUCUGAACGAUGCUCGCAUGAACGUCAGCUUAGCGUUGACGGCUGCAUUGUAUGGAGCUACAACAGUCAACCACAUGGAAGUCACAGGUCUCGAAAAGGACAAGUCGGGCAGGAUCUGUGGCGCCAAAGUCAGAGACCUGUUGUCGGAUACUGCCGGCGAGGACGCCGCGUCUUCCUCGAAUUUCACCAUCCGAGCCAGAGGCGUUAUAAACGCAGCUGGUCCUUUCGUUGACGCAAUCGAGCAUAUGGAUGACCCCAAGCGAAAAGAACUAGUCUCGCCAGCUGAAGGCGUGCACGUCGUGCUGCCUCGGCAUUUCGGUCCUCAGAACAACAUCGGUCUGCUGGACGCCUCGACAUCCGACGGACGCGUGAUGUUCCUGCUACCAUGGGAGGGCAACAUUGUGGCAGGCACGACCGACACUGCGUGCAAAGUCACAGAUACUCCAAGUGCCAAGGAAUCAGACAUCUCAUUCAUCCUCAAGGAGGUCUCGAAACAUCUCUCACCAUCAAUCAACUUGCAGCGAUCUGACGUCCUGGCUGCAUGGUCAGGCAUUAGGCCUCUCAUGCGCGAUCCAAACUCGACCAACACCGAAUCCCUCGUCCGCAACCAUCUCAUCACUGUCUCGCCCUCGGGCCUCCUGACCUGCGCCGGCGGCAAGUGGACUACAUACCGACAGAUGAGCGAGGACGCGGUAGACGCCGCCAUAGAGGCCUUCUCACUCAACCCACGCGCAUUCACUCCUGCACAGAUUCCCCAGAUUGCCGGCGUAGGCUACACCAAACCUCAGACCUUGGACGGUACGUGCGCCACACAUGAACUCCCUGUCAUCGGCGCGCACGGGUACCAUCCUUUCCUGCACAUCGACCUGGUGCGUGCCUAUCCAGAUACUCUCACUCCUGAGACUGCAAUGCAUCUUGCAAGGUCCUACGGUGAUCGAGCUUGGAUCGUCGCCUCGCAAUACAACACUGCCGAGAAGCUCACGCCAAAGUAUCCCUUCGUACACGGUGAAGUCGACUACGCCAUCGAGAAUGAGUACACCGAAACCGCCACAGACUUCCUGGCACGCCGCACACGGCUGUCAUUUCUGGAUGUUGAGGAAGCCGUGAGCUGCCUACCUGUCGUGGUACAGCGCAUGAGCCAGGCGUUGGGCUGGAGCGAGAAUCGUGUCGAGAAAGAGUGGCGUGAUACCAUGUUCUACCUGCGAAGUAUGGGUCUCGACCAAAGCAGGUGGGACUUGACAAUGGACGAUGUGCUUGCGGAAAGGGCGGGCCAAAAAACGCUGCCGUCAAAAAGGCCCAUUCCGCAGACGAAGGCUGCCGAAAUCACUAUCGACAACGAGCCUCUCACCAUAGCCCCUGUGACGGUCGAUAUGCCGGUGGCAGCAACGGCCUCGACUGUGGUCGUCAGCUCUUGA
This is a messenger RNA of Cyphellophora attinorum, 2106 nucleotides long. Its product is annotated as Glycerol-3-phosphate dehydrogenase, mitochondrial. Gene Ontology annotation, biological process: glycerol-3-phosphate metabolic process. The record is from RefSeq and is a predicted model, not a curated record. Lineage: Eukaryota; Fungi; Ascomycota; Eurotiomycetes; Chaetothyriales; Cyphellophoraceae. Bases 1 to 2106 code for a protein of 701 amino acids. The transcript has 2 exons. Gene Ontology annotation, cellular component: mitochondrion; glycerol-3-phosphate dehydrogenase (FAD) complex. Gene Ontology annotation, molecular function: glycerol-3-phosphate dehydrogenase (quinone) activity.